AUGCCCACUUCAAUUGACGAACCAAGGGAUCAGCUGUGGUUAGAGCAGUCGAUAAACACGGCAGGAUAUCUUGGCACUAUUGCCUAUGGGCUGCAUAUCGCGGUGUACUCUGCCGCAACGUAUUACUUGCUAGCAAGCCGAACCCCCCGCCGCUGGAGGUUCCACGCCUUCAACACGAUCAUCUUCGCUAUGGGGACCAUCCAUAUCGCCACCACUAUCCGUUUCGACCAGCAGGCUUGGAUCCUGGAGCGCAACUACCCUGGCGGACCAUCUGCAUUUCUACUCCACGAGGAAUCUCGCCCGCUUGUCCUCCUAGGCAUCUCUGCAGCUGCUAUAGCUGGCUUCAUGGUAGACGGAUUACUGGUAGGCCAUCUUCUUCGUGUACAUCGUCGACAUCGGUGCGCUCAUACGCCAAAUCGAUUUCUGAAGCCCUCUCAACCUGAAUCUUCCUUCUUCACUCCAGUGUUGACAAUCGCGAACAUCAUCGAGUCCGCACAUCCAUACACAGGUACUUGGGGCCCCAACCUCGGGAUCGCAUGUUGGGCGACGUCGAUGGCGCUCAACAUGCUACUCACGACUUUACUUGCGGCAAAAAUACUCCACCACCGCCGCAAACUCCUAGCUAACGGCCUCGCCAACGCCUCCAGUACCUACCUAGGCGCCGUAUCUAUGCUGAUCGAGACGGCAUUCCCCGUGGGCCUCAUAUCAUGCAUCUUCAUUAUCCUCUACGCCAGACAAAACACGGCAGAGAACUUGUUCACUCCUUUGAUUUCCCAAGUUUAUUGUAUAGCCCCUCAGCUCAUCAUCAUCCGGGUCUACCGUGGCCAUGCGUGGUCGGCUGAUACUGUCACCCGAGCGCAGGGUAGCCCAGGCCACUCCCCGCAGGAAUCUAGGAUAACGUCACCUGAGGAGCUGCCGAACAUCCAGUUCGCUCAACGGUCCAGCAGGCAGCCACACAAGUUUGAAACAUCGAGCAUUAUCACGUCUACCGAAGAUCCAGGAUCUGCGGGAAUACUCAAGAAGGAAGGGUUUGAUAGGCACGAGACGCGAGCAGAGAAAUCACCUGUAUAA
Pleurotus ostreatus (oyster mushroom) is the source of this 1071-nucleotide messenger RNA. RefSeq lists its product as uncharacterized. The transcript has 4 exons. The coding region runs from base 1 to 1071 and encodes 356 amino acids. NCBI's taxonomy places the organism in Eukaryota, Fungi, Basidiomycota, Agaricomycetes, Agaricales, Pleurotaceae. The record is from RefSeq and is a predicted model, not a curated record.